GUUCUGACCUUCGGUUCAAUUUGCCUUGGGAGGCGAAGCGUACCUGCAGUAUAUAUAUAACUGGAGAGCUCUUCAAGCAUUGCCAUCAGUCUUUCAUUAGGGGCUUAUAAAGAAUUAUAGGCGGACGUAACUCAGGGCAAACACUAUGAGGGUUACAAGCGUGUUGACCUGCCUUAUGGCUUGUCUUUUGACGUGCGACCUACAAGCUGAGGCUUCCCCUUGCUGUGGUCUUGGCGUGGCUGCUGUGGGCGCUUUGGCUUUUGCAGGAGGCGUCGUUGCCGGUAAACAUCAUCAUCGUCAUCAUGGAGGAGGAUGCUAUAACUGCGGCUGUGGAGGAUGCGGGGGAUCCUGUGGUUGGUGCGGAGGAUCCUACGGCAAGAGGAAGCGAAGAAGUCUCUCGACCUUCCUCGAGGAAGCUGAAGUCCAGAAAGCUUACGAGAGGAUUGCCCAUGAGGACAAGGACGAGUGUGGGUUGAGGCUUGUCUGCGAACUGGCCCAGAAGGACCCGAGGAACCUGGCUGACGACGAGAUUCAAAUCCUCCUCCCUUACAGAGGGCUGGGUGAAAGUGACGGGACGACUUACGGAAACUACGAUGAAGCCGCUUGGCACGGGCAGGAGGGUCACAUUUGCCCAUCUCAGUACCCUAAAUGUGCCUUCACAGCCAACCAGAUUAUGGAGGAGUACAGGAAAUUCGUCCAGCACAACGGAACGUUUGUCCCUUAAUAGGAAAACAAGUUAUCACAUAUCCCUAAUCUACAAUCUUUGUAACUGGGAACACGAAGCUGAGAUCUUUUAAAAUAAAUCUUUUAAUUGAA
Macrobrachium nipponense is the source of this 816-nucleotide messenger RNA. RefSeq lists its product as uncharacterized. The transcript has 5 exons. The record is from RefSeq and is a predicted model, not a curated record. NCBI's taxonomy places the organism in Eukaryota, Metazoa, Arthropoda, Malacostraca, Decapoda, Palaemonidae. Bases 146 to 724 code for a protein of 192 amino acids.